Molecule: messenger RNA, 764 nt
Organism: Cephus cinctus (wheat stem sawfly)
Lineage: Eukaryota; Metazoa; Arthropoda; Insecta; Hymenoptera; Cephidae
Gene: Dhfr
Product: dihydrofolate reductase
Exons: 5
Coding region: 135-683 (182 amino acids)
Biological process (GO): tetrahydrofolate biosynthetic process; folic acid metabolic process; glycine biosynthetic process
Cellular component (GO): mitochondrion
Molecular function (GO): NADP binding; dihydrofolate reductase activity
Source: RefSeq, a predicted model, not a curated record
CCAAUACACAUUCGUAUAGUAAGUUCAUAACGUUCCCUCCAAAAACAAGUGUCGACCACGAGUAACAUUACGUUCAAAAAUAUUGUAAUAAAGAACAAAAAGUUAUCGUAAAACAUUGUAGAAUUUGUUAAAAUAUGCAUCUUAAGUUAAACCUGAUUGCCGCAGCAUGUGAAAAUAUGGGAAUCGGUAUGAACGGAGAUUUACCAUGGCGUCUGAAGAGUGAGAUGGCAUAUUUCUCUCGGAUGACAACAAUGACUAAGGAUCCGGCGAAGAAAAAUAUCGUCCUUAUGGGUAGAAGAACUUGGGAAUGUAUUCCAAAGAAGUAUAGACCGCUGCAGGGUAGAAUAAACGUCGUAUUAUCCAGCCAAUCACUAAAUCUUGGCGACGAUGCAAUUGUUUGUAAAAGCAUUCCCCACGUUAUUGAAAUGGUGUCUCAAUAUCCCUUGAAAGAUAAGGUUGAGAAGAUAUGGGUGAUAGGCGGUAGUUCGGUCUACAAGGCAUCGAUGGAUUCACCAAAUUUCUAUCGGCUAUAUUUGACUCGAAUCAAGAAACACUUUGAAUGCGACACAUUUUUCCCGCCGAUACCCAAUAAUUUUACUUUGGUCCAUGACGCUGAAGUACCAACCGAUACGCAGGAGGAGAACGGAAUUGAAUUCGAAUAUCAAAUCUAUGAGAAGAAAUAAAAAUUGCUUAACAAAAUGAAAAUUAUAUUUUUACACGAUAAAAUCUUCCCCAAACAUUUUAAAUAAAAAAUAUCAACUAAA